AUGAAUAAGAUAUUUAUUAUAUUUUUUGUUUCAGUUGAUAAUCGACUUCUUCAAGUGGCUGCUAAACACAAUAUCAGCACUAUAUUGGCCAAUCAUCUUGAAUUGCUUAAAGAUAUUGACAUAGUUGUUGUCUGUGCUGAUUCGGCAUCUAUGAAAAAACGACUCCAUGACAUGAAAUAUAGCCGUUGGGAUGAACUUCGUUUGAUUGUGGAAGUAGUUCUUGAAAUUGGUAGCAUUUUCAACUCAAGUGGCAUCGAUGUGUAUUUUCUUAAUCGACCACCAUUAUUUAAUGUUUCUGAUCUCGGACAUAUCGAUCAAGCAUUUGCUUUUGAACCGGAUGGCUAUACACCGCUUGUUUCUGUUCUGAGGACGAUUUUCAAUUCAUAUAAUGAUAAACGAGACAAUAAUAAAAGAGUACUUGUCUUGGUGGCGACAGAUGGAGAGCCAAUCAAUAAUGAAGGUGAUAGUGAUGUAGCUGCUCUGGAAUAUGUCAUGCAGCAGGAACGUCAAUCUAAUACAAUCUAUGUAACAUUUCUCGCUUGUACCGACGAUGAGUCGAAUAUUGCCUAUAUGGAUGAAUGGGAGAAUACUAUGGUCAAUGUCAAUGUUACUGAUGAUUAUCGAACAGAACGAGAUUUUGUGCAUCGAAAUCGUGGUCCACAUUAUCCCUUCUCAUUUGGUGAUCACAUUGCUAAAUCAUUGCUCAACGCCAUUGAUCCAAAAAUCAACGUAUUCAAUAAUCUUGAAAUUGAAAACAAUACCAAUGCAAACAUGGAUACCUUAGCGAGAUCAUGA
Rotaria sp. Silwood1 is the source of this 795-nucleotide messenger RNA. NCBI's taxonomy places the organism in Eukaryota, Metazoa, Rotifera, Eurotatoria, Philodinida, Philodinidae. The record is from the annotation of a GenBank genome assembly.